Molecule: messenger RNA, 840 nt
Organism: Echinops telfairi (small Madagascar hedgehog)
Lineage: Eukaryota; Metazoa; Chordata; Mammalia; Afrosoricida; Tenrecidae
Gene: CUNH17orf78
Product: chromosome unknown C17orf78 homolog
Exons: 7
Coding region: 1-831 (276 amino acids)
Source: RefSeq, a predicted model, not a curated record
AUGGACACUAUCUUGGUCUUCAGCCUAAUCAUUGCAUCCUAUGAUGCCAACAUGAGAGAACUCCAGGAUAGCAGCUGCCAAGUGGAACUGCUGCCUGGGAUCUUCCCAAAGGAUGUAGGAAACAUCAGGGACAUGCUAAUACAAGAAACCCAGGCAGAGGCCCAUAGGGCCACAAUCAUCAAAAACCAGACUCUGGCUACCCUGCAAUGCUCGGAGGGCAAAAUGAAAGUCACCUUAGUGUAUUCAGAGAAAAAGCCAAAGGUCAAGUAUUCUCUGAGGAACCUGAGAACCUUUGCUGCUCCCCACAGAAAUGAUUCUGCCUCCCCAAGCUGUCACCUAGCCCCUGCGUCCAAGUCUCAGACGGGACCCCUUCUGACAGGCAAAGCUAUUUUUCCAGGGAUCUCCCAAUGUAAGGUCCACUCGACAAUGGAGACUUCACCAGAGCCUUUUCCCCCAACGACCAUUUCCACAACUCCUGGGGACAAAGGAGGACAGAGAACUACAAGUAUUGAUGUGGAUGAAAGCCUAGAGAAGAGGAAGAAAUGGAGCAUUGUGGUCAAGGUUCUGAUUGCUUUCACCCUGCUGCUGAGUGGACUCGCCAUUAUAGUGUUUGUCAUUUUUGAAGUCCCAUGCCCUAGUCAAUGCCUCCGAGUCAGAGAGCUAGUCCAAUGUCAGCGGUUAUGGGUAUGGCAAGGUAAGGAAGCCAGCUUGGAAGACCGGCAACCUGGGCAAGGUGAAGCCCAGCCUGAGAAGGCUGGACAAGAUGCUCCUCACUCACCAAGUCCAAAGAAAGCUGCAGAGAUCAUUGUUAUCCACCAGACAUACUUCUGAAAGUUGUGC